AUGAACACCAAUUUCCUCCUACUCUCUCUAGCAUUAGGAAUAUACUUUGCUGCUGCGCACGAUUGCCCUGAAUCUCAUUUUCUUGUUGAUAAUAGAUGCUUUGCAUUUGUUCAUGAAAGAGUCGAGUUUGAGGAAGCUAGAAAAGAAUGUGCGAAAAUGGGAUACGAUUUAGUGUCAAUACACGACAUGAUCUCCAACCAUUACGCCCAACAGCUUGCACAUAUUGCUCUCGGUUCUAUGUAUGGAUCGUUUUGGAUUGGACUUUUCAAAGAGAGAGAGACUUGGAAAUGGGUCGACAGUACUCUAAUCGAUUACACAAACUGGGCUUGGGGUAAUAAUCCAGCGAAAAAGUGCGCUACUAUGCGGAUUUCAGAUGGAAAAUGGAUUACAGCCGACUGUGAAACAUCGUAA
This is a messenger RNA of Strongylus vulgaris, 411 nucleotides long. The record is from the annotation of a GenBank genome assembly. Lineage: Eukaryota; Metazoa; Nematoda; Chromadorea; Rhabditida; Strongylidae.